UGCAGCCGGCUGCAAGUAAGCUGUCAAGCGGCGUUUGAACGCCGCGACUGCGAGAAAUGGACAGAAUCGCAGCGCUCAAGAAGCGUAUGGUAUACCCUGAGCGCCUGGCAUUGGACAGUCUGAAAGCAUCAAUGCUCUGCAGCGAAGGGUCCUGGGCAAACGCUGACAGCCUGGAGAAAGGCACGGACAAUCCGGCGCAUCAGAUAUCAGAGCUGGAGCUGAGCUGCUCACAGCCCGGCCUACGCGUCAGCAGCUCUGCAGACAGCCUGAGCGCGUGCGCCCGCCAGCCCCUCGCCCACCACGGCCUCCCGCUACAAUCCUGCGCCAACACCUGUCGCAGCAGCACUGAGCUCAACGCCAUCCUCCAGCGUGAUGGGCAGAUGGUCAUCCAGCGGCGGCUGCGUGAGCUGGUGAGGGCGUUCGCGGAGCGCGCGCUGCGCGUGCGGCGGCGCCUCGAGCUGCCGCCCACGCCCUCCACCGACAGCAGCGGACAAGCUGAUAGCAAUGGUAUUUCUUCCCCACCACUGUAUGAAUGUGUUGAGACUGUCAACAGUGAGGAGCAGGAACAAUUACCAUGCACAUUCAGCCUCAGCUGCAGGUCUUUUUUGAAGAUUUUUGAUUGUUUCAAAUGUAAUACAGUCCUUGAUCCACAAGGGAUAUGCUACGUGCUUUGGUUGCUUCUUGUUACUGUGUGCUACUCUUACAACUGCUGGGUGAUCCCACUCAGAAGCACAUUUCCAUAUCAAACAGAAGAAAACACACCAGUGUGGUUAGCACUGGAUUACUCUGCUGAUGCUGUCUAUUUGAUGGACAUUCUAUUUUUUAAACCGAGGCUGACCUACCUUAGUGAUGGAUUUUGGGUGAAAGACACGAAACUUACUCGUCAAAGAUACUUCAGAAAGUGGCAGUUCAAGAUGGACUUGCUGUCGCUUUUACCUCUAGACUUGUUCUAUCUGAUGUUUGGACCCCAGCAAUUACUGUUUAGACUGCCAAGACUGCUGAAGGUACAGACAUUUUGGGAGUUCUAUGACCGUGUGGACAACAUCCUCAAGUCACCGUACAUAGUGCGAAUGGCGAGAACUCUCUCGUACAUGCUCUUCCUAAUUCAUGUUAAUGCCUGUGCAUAUUAUGCGUUUUCACUCUGGGAAGGCCUUGGAUCUAACAAAUGGGUGUUUAAUGGCCAAGGAAAUGCAUAUAUACGAUGCUUUUAUUUUGCUACAAAGACAGCAACAUCAAUUGGGAAAAAUCCAAAACCAGAAAAUGAACAGGAAUAUUUAUUUAUGACAGGUAGCUGGCUAAUGGGUGUUUUUGUUUUUGCACUCCUAAUUGGCCAAAUGCGAGACAUUGUGGCUACAGCAACAAAAACCCAGACAGAGUAUCAGAUGCUCUUGGAUGAGACUCUGAAGUACAUGCGAAGGUUUAACCUUCCUCAUAAACUCCAAGAAAGAGUAAAACUCUGGUUCACCUAUACCUGGGAACAGCAACAUACAAUUGAUGAAAGCAGAAUUCUAGAUGCACUACCUCAAAAACUGAAAACAGAUGUUGCUAUCAAUGUACACAUUCAAACUCUGAGCAAAGUUCAAUUGUUUCAAGAUUGUGAUGAAGCAUUGCUUCGUGAUCUGGUCCUCAAACUGCGGCCAGUUAUUUACCUUCCCGGAGACUACAUCUGUCGCAAGGGAGAAGUUGGAAAAGAGAUGUAUAUUAUAAAAUCAGGCCAAAUUCAGGUGAUGGGUGGUAAGAAUAAUGAUGAGGUGCUGGCAACACUUACUGAAGGGUGUGUUUUUGGUGAGAUCAGUCUUCUUUCUUUGGCAGAAGGAAACAGGAGAACUGCCACUGUGAAGUCUAAAGGGUUUUCAAAUAUUUUUGUUCUGAAUAAGUCAGAUUUGAAUGAAGCCAUUGUUCAUUAUCCAGAAGCUCAAGAGAUUCUAAGGAAGAAGGCAAACUCAUUAAUGAGACAAAAUGCUCUGAGGGAGAAGUUGGCAAAGGAAAAACAGUUGUCCAGUGAUGUGAUUAUUGGCAAUUUGCAGUCACAAGAAACACCAAAGCUUGUUCAUACAGUUAUACAGGUGAUGGGUCAUCUUGAUAUAUCAACUAGUCUCAUUGGUCGCAGCCCGAAACAGAGUAAAGAGGAAUCACAAGAGGCAGUAGUGACAGACAAGCAGCAGUGCAAGAACAGCAACAGUGAGCAGGAACAACAGCCACUGGGGUGCAGUUGUAGUGCAGGCACUGAGAAUGCUGGAGGCUGUAACAGUGUGAGUCCAGCCGACAAGACCUUUGAAUGUAGAGUGACUGUACACAGAGAGAUGAGUCAGUAGUCCUAGGAGGUGAAAUGCAUUUAGUACCAUACAGUCACUUGGUGACCUCAACCUACAUCAUCACUACCAGCAGCAUCCUUUUUUAUUCAUUGCCCACAAAAUGCUCUAAAAGAAGAUAUUGAGCAUACAGUGCAUAUUUGGGAAAUGACUACUCUGUUCCUUUUGCUUU
Molecule: messenger RNA, 2484 nt
Organism: Schistocerca americana (American grasshopper)
Lineage: Eukaryota; Metazoa; Arthropoda; Insecta; Orthoptera; Acrididae
Gene: CngB
Product: cyclic nucleotide-gated cation channel beta-3
Exons: 15
Coding region: 57-2315 (752 amino acids)
Biological process (GO): monoatomic cation transmembrane transport
Cellular component (GO): intracellular cyclic nucleotide activated cation channel complex; plasma membrane
Molecular function (GO): cGMP binding; intracellularly cAMP-activated cation channel activity; protein-containing complex binding
Source: RefSeq, a predicted model, not a curated record